Molecule: messenger RNA, 1974 nt
Organism: Fusarium venenatum
Lineage: Eukaryota; Fungi; Ascomycota; Sordariomycetes; Hypocreales; Nectriaceae
Product: cleft lip and palate transmembrane protein 1-domain-containing protein
Cellular component (GO): membrane; endomembrane system
Source: RefSeq, a predicted model, not a curated record
AUGGCUGAAGCACAGGUCUUGCCUCGUGGCCAAGGCGAGCAGCGAGAGGGAGGCGGAGGCGGAAGUGGCUUCAGCUUCAACAAGCUCCUUCUUGGUGGUGCCAUCUACUUUGGUCUCAAUGCGGCUAUGAACUUUGCCUUGAAGAAGGACCAGAAAGGAGUAACCAUCACCAACCCCGAGACCGGUGAGGCUAUCAAAGUUCCUGGUAACGUCGAGGGCAUUCCCCCUUUCGAACUUCGACCGAAGGAGCUCAACGUGGCCGCUACAUAUCGAAGCAUCCCCAAGAAUAUCGCGCCUAUCUGGCCUCAAGACAGCCACGUCGAUAUCACCGUCACCCUCUCGCAGUCCUUCAACCCAGUUCCCAUCUCGUCCGUCCCCGAGGAAUAUCUCGUGCUCCAGGAAAAGGAUUUCCACCUUAGCAACAAGUCUGACAAGCGAACGAUCGAGACCAAGUUUACUGUCCCGCCCGCUGUUCAGCACAAUGGCACUCUUUGGGGACACUUCUACGUGGGUCUCCCUGGAAGCAACCUCGACCCCAAGGAGCCCGGCUAUGAUACUUCCAAGGCGUACUACUUUACUUGGCCAUUGACUCAGUAUCUUCCCAAGAAAAAGGUUGCAAAGACCCGAAACCUGCUGGAGGAUACGUCCAAACAAGAGGAGGAACCUGAGGAAGAGGAGCCAACCGGACCUAUCAUUGCCAACUACUACCACCCCAACGCCAGCUUCUCUUUCAUUCCUGAUAUGGGUGUCAAGGACUUUGCCACGAUAUCUGGUCAAAUGCGACAAUAUGUACGACUUGAGGCUACUGGCGCCCGAGAUGGUUCAGGCCAACAUGCCUGGUACUAUCCUGUUCUCUUUGUCAACAACUUCUGGCAAUUGACAAACAAGAUGACCCUUCUUAACGAUACCGUCAAGGAGCUUCCUCUCCGCAUUGAUCUCAACAACCUGUCUAGCUGGCAGUUCCAAAUCAUGGCUACCCUUGAGUACAACUCCAAGGAGGCUGCUAAACAAGCUGCAUUCGGUAGUUCGCUCCCUGGCGGUGGUGACGGCACAGAAAUCGAGAUGAUCAAGGAAGUUUUUCUUGACUCUAACCCCAUCUUGCUCGGUGUCACCAUUGUGGUCAGCAUUCUGCAUAUGAUUCUCGAGACGCUCGCUUUUGGAUCCGACAUUGCCCACUAUCGUAAGAAGAAGGACAAUGUUGGUAUCUCGGUCCGCUCCAUCUUGGCCAAUGUCUUUAUGCAAGCUGUCAUCUUUUUGUAUCUCCUUGACAACUCGCAGAACACCAGCUGGAUGAUCCUAGGAUCCCAGGUAGUAGGCAUAGUUAUUGAGUUCUGGAAGAUCACCACCGUCGUUAACGUUCGCGUCCGUCCUGGCGCACCUGGAUCACUUCUCCCCUACACUAUCGCGUUCGAGGACAAGCAGAAACUGACGGAGACCGAGGAGAAGACCAAGGAAUACGACGAGAUUGCCUUCAAGUACAUGUACAUUGCUGGAGUUCCUCUCCUGAUUGCAUACGGCAUCUACUCGCUCUACUACGAUUCCCACAAGUCGUGGUACUCUUACAUCAUCACAACCCUUGUAGGAUCUGUCUACGCCUACGGAUUCCUCAUGAUGGUUCCUUCGCUGUACAUCAACUAUCGUCUGAAGAGUGUUGCUCACAUGCCCGCCAAGGCCAUGAUGUACAAGUUUCUCAACACCUUUAUCGAUGAUUUGUUCGCCUUUACCAUCAAGAUGCCCUUCCUACAUCGCCUGGCAACUCUUCGAGACGAUGUGAUUUUCUUCGUGUAUCUGUACCAGCGAUGGGCCUACCGCAUUGACUACACCCGUGUCAACGAAUUCGGCCAGGGUGGUGAAGAUGAGGCUAUCGACGACAAGAAGGCAAAGGAUGAGGCCAAGGACAAACUGUUUGAGGAUGUCAAGGCCGAAGCCAAGACUACUGGCUCGGAUACCGGCAAUGCCAAGAAGCGCAAGUGA